UCUUCUCUCUUCUUCAAGUAUUUUUCUUCUCAAAGAGUUUUUCUCUAUGCAAAUCACUUGAUUACAAAUCGAGUCCUCUGUUCGAAGACUCAUUAUCGUACUUUACCCCUACGUGAGGAUUCUCGCACGACUAGUGGAUUGGCGUUUCACUCUUGAUUACUCACAUCCUCGUUCCCCGGGUAUAUCUCUCGCUCUCGAUUUAGAUUGAAAUUGAUAAUUUGAUCGGAAUCUUUUAGAACUACUCCCUCGGCCAUCUUCUCUGCCUUAUCCCUGCGCCGUAAUCAACGCGUUGCGACAACGUUUGCGACGAGAGCAAUGGCUCCCGCCCAUUCGAUCUUCGUUUGUAAUGUAGCUAAUGCGGGAUAAGGGGAGGGGGGGGCUACGACUCGGAUAAAUUCUCUUGUACAGAAAGCAGGUUAUAAAUAACUUGGGGGGGGGGAGUAUGCCCCCUGCUUCGGUCCUCGGUCGUCAACCCCUCGCUCGUUUCUCUUCGGCUCGUCUGAAGCUCAUUCAUCAGGAAUCGCUUUUUCUCGAAAGCAUCGACAAUCCGUGGCGUCAUUUGCUUAUCGAUUUUCAUGUUCAACAUCGAGAGCGUGUCACGAUUGAUUUUGUUAAUCGUAUUAGAAAGACUAUAGAGAUUACAUAGAGCGUCGAAUAAAACUUGGUGCAUUUGACCAAGGUUUGAUUCUUCAGAAAAAAAGUUAGGUGCAAAUAUGAAGUGAAAUUGACCUUUUUUUUUCUUCUUCCUAUAAAGUCUCUAGCCGGGCGAGACUUGGAGUCUUUGCUUGGAGACAAGCUGUCGUCGCGCGCAAGUGCGCGCGACGAGAAUAAAAAGGACGUCGUUGCAUCUACAAUAAGUAGCAAUGACCUUGACUAGUGUAUUGACUCGAAAGUCCCGUCUUCCUUUGUUCUCUGGCGGCUGUCCGUUACGGAACCCGCGCGUUCCCGCAAGUUCUCGCUCUGUUCCUCGCUAGUUAAGGUCAGGAUCGAAUUCAAUAUGUACUCGCGAGCGAAUCCGAGCGAAUUCCGAUACUUGACUCCGAUACUUCCGCUCGAUGGGAUUGGAUUACCGUCUGCGAUUCCGCUAUCUCGUUCGCUUCUAAUUUAAACGAGUCCGCUCCUUCAAACGCGAGAAGCGCGAAAUUUGCGAAGCGCGAAAUCUCCAGCGGGGCUAUUCGCGCCAGGAAGAAUCGAAUCUCUCCGCGAGGUCAGGGGGAAAUCGCGGUUCCGAUUAGCGAGCAUCUCGUGAGAACGCGUGAUUAGCAUUUUUCAAAGUGUCCCCGAACCGGCGCUGUCUGAACCAGCUCAACAGCUGAUCGGAGCACGAAGCGGCGGUGAACGGGGCUACUAUCGCACCACCACCCCGCGUUUCGGAGAAAUUCAGUCUCGAGUCAUCUAGGUAAACAAAUAAAAUAAAAAAAAAAAAAAAAAAAAAAACAAGAAGUAAGAAAUAGAAAAUAUAAAAGAAAUCAUAAGAAAUCUCUUGGCGGAAAAAGAGAUCUGUAUCCUUACACCUGGCAAAAGGAGGAUAGGAGGAUAGCGCAAGCAAGAGCGAAGUGCGUUCUCGCUCGCUUGGAGACACGCCAUCAUGGUGAAAACUUUUCAAGCGUACCUACCUUCCUGUCACCGCACUUACUCGUGCAUUCACUGCCGUGCUCAUCUCGCCAAUCACGACGAACUCAUCUCGAAGUCCUUCCAGGGCAGUCAAGGUCGUGCCUAUCUCUUUAAUUCUGUGGUAAACGUAGGUUGCGGUCCCGCGGAGGAGCGAGUUCUGUUAACUGGGCUACACGCUGUCGCUGAUAUCUAUUGCGAGUGCUGCAAAACCACCCUAGGGUGGAAAUAUGAGCAUGCGUUCGAGUCAAGUCAGAAAUAUAAGGAAGGAAAAUUUAUAAUCGAACUUGCCCAUAUGAUCAAGGAGAAUGGAUGGGAAUGAAGAGCAGAGGGAAAUAGAAGAAUUCCUCGUGCCUCUCAUCAAACUUUUCCUGAUGAUGCCUACAACGUUGUUCUAAUUGCAAUGUACGGCCCCUCUCUAUUCGAACCACCAACGAAAGUCUGUGAUUUCAUUUGUGAUUUAUAAUCUUAGUAAUCUUCGUUUCGGACAAUUCAUACAACAUCGGUUUGCUUCUGAUCAAAUCGAGCAAGCGAAGGUAUCGCGCGGCGAUCCGUAUUCGUCGAUGGACGACGCAUCACCAAGUAUCGUAAAGAAAUUAUUUUUCAAUGGAAGAAAAAAGUAGAGUAAGAUGACGAUGUCAAGUAACGGUGGGACAUGACGAUGAAGGUGCCAUGGUGGAAAUAAAAAGGCGAGAUUGCUCGGUACGAGCAAUGGGGUGCCCCCCCUCCCUAAUUUUGAUUCAUUAUCUUUGUAGACAUUGCGUGCAGUCGUGUGUCAACACUGAAUGUUAAAAAUUAAACGUGCGGGGCACCCCGACAAUCAGUUUUAUCUGUUUUACGCACCGAAACAGCGCAAGUGCCACAGACUUUGCCGGACUGAUUGCCUGCCUGCCGCGUCUGUCAUUGUAAUUUCACUGCCGAUAUUCCUAAUAUUAAUUAAGAAUGCUACGUCGUAUUUAGACGCGGCGUAGUAGUAGUCCUAGUUUAGUAUACAUUAUAGAGUACUAAAGCCUAUAUUACAUCAUUAUAGGACCUCGUCGGUAUAUAGAAAAUAGAAAUAAAUAAGAAUAAUGGAGGCAAGAAGAGCAGAAGAAAAACAGAGUGUGCGUGCGUGUGUGUGCGCAUGUGUAUGUAUGUGUGUGCACAUAUGUAUAUGAGAGAGAGUAAGAGAAAGAGAUGAGGGGAAAUAUAAGAAAAGGUCUGAUUAUGUGUCACAUGUACAUGUUUGGUUUUAUGUUCAUUAUGUCUGCCAAACUAUCUGUUUAUCUGCCAGUUGCCACUGUUAUUAUGGUAGUAUCAUAAUGUAAUAUGUUUACAUUUUCAUCGGCUGAGUAGGGUAUGGUGUGAUUGAAGUUUUCGUUGAGAAAUCUUGAAACUGCGCCUUCCUAUGCACGCAAUAUAAUAUUUAAAAGAUAAGGAUGAUUGUGCUUGUUUUCUAGAAUAUUUCGAUCUCGUUCAUAAAAAUAUUUUGUAAGAUUUAAUUGUAUUUAACUUGUUAAUGGAUUGCUAGUAAUGACGGUUGCGCGAGCAUAUAAAAAAUAAUUUCACUGAGGAUUGAUCUUUAUUAGUCACUAAACUUUUGAUUGCACAAGUUUGCAAUCAAAUAUCCAUAAUAGAAUUACCGCUUCUUAUACUACGUUGAUGCAUUUUCAUGCAAUUUAGCCUUCGCGUAAGAAGUUUUUCCUUGGCAUAUUAUUAUUAUAGAGGCUGGUUACAUACCAUACAUGGAACCUAUAUCAUUUGUGCUAUAUAUAUUCCUUCAACAAGUUCUUCCAUCGCUAUCUUCUUGUUAUAAUUAAUUAUCGAAACAAUAGUCAAUGUCCAACAAAAUUCGGAAUUGAUAAUGAGUGCACUUAUUAGAAAAAUAUUAAUUGCGUCUAUACAUGAUACUUAAUGAUUGAACCGAUGACUCUACGGAUAUGACUCGUAUAAGCUGUUGUUUAAUAACAUUAAUCAUUAUUAAAUCGAUUAAACUCGUGAUCAAUUAACUCGAAAUCGAUUAACUCGUGAUCAAUUGAUCUUUAAAAAAAAAUACUUCUUUUAUAAGCAUAUUAUUAUAUUAACAGGAAGAUAGCUCAAUUGUGUUUUAUUGUAUUAAGCGAUAAAUCUGUUUAUAUUGUAUAAAGUAUUUUGUACAAUGUCAGAUUUUUGUUUGCACUGUUUCCCAUUAAGAAAUUAUAUGUAGGCAAAUCAUGCGUUCAGCUUUCAAAAUGCAUACAUAUGAAAGUGCAGUGUAUUCAUGCAGUGUAUGUAGAAAAAUGUUUGCCUACCUAAUUAUUUGACUGAUUAACUGACUGAUUGGCUGACUGACUAACUGACUAACUGACUGACCGACCGACCGACCGACUGGUCGAAAGAUUAAACGAAUGAAUGAAUGAAUGAAUGAUUGUGCCGGCCUAAUAUUCACGCUGUCACUCAAAGAGUACUUUUUAUAUUAAUGUGCCGAUAUCCUUAUCCGCACUCACCUUUUCGGAACCUUGUUAAAAUGUACCUAUCGACACUAACUCUGUAGUCUUCAGCCUCCACAACUUCCACCAUCACAAAAUUUUGCUUUGUAAAACGUGUUCUUAAUAAAAAGAAGAAAAGAAUAC
This is a messenger RNA of Pogonomyrmex barbatus (red harvester ant), 4202 nucleotides long. It is a transcript of the gene Ypel, whose product is annotated as Yippee-like. The record is from RefSeq and is a predicted model, not a curated record. Lineage: Eukaryota; Metazoa; Arthropoda; Insecta; Hymenoptera; Formicidae.